Messenger RNA from Haliotis rufescens (red abalone), 3775 nucleotides. RefSeq lists its product as uncharacterized. Gene Ontology annotation, biological process: negative regulation of transcription by RNA polymerase II; negative regulation of cyclin-dependent protein serine/threonine kinase activity. The record is from RefSeq and is a predicted model, not a curated record. Lineage: Eukaryota; Metazoa; Mollusca; Gastropoda; Lepetellida; Haliotidae. Bases 81 to 851 code for a protein of 256 amino acids. Gene Ontology annotation, cellular component: nucleoplasm; nucleus; cytoplasm. The transcript has a single exon. Gene Ontology annotation, molecular function: 7SK snRNA binding; cyclin-dependent protein serine/threonine kinase inhibitor activity.
GCAUUCAUUCGAGAAAAUUCACAGAACGGGAAGGAAGGGCGUGUUUGGUCCUAAAAUUAAUUCUUAAUUCAGUCAACACUAUGCAGAUAAUACAAGAAAUGGCUGAAACCGAAGAAGUGAAAAUGAAGAAAACCCGUAGAGGAAAGCGAUGUGGUCGCCGAACGAGGCGAUGUGAGGAGAAUAGUUUUGAUGAAAUGGCUGACCCUUCCUGCAGUUCAAGCAUGGACACGAAAAGUGUGAAAGGGAGAAAAUUUUAUGUGAGACCAAGGUAUAGUCCCAAAGCUCCUCAUAAUUCCACACAGUUUAUAAUGGACGAUCAGCACCAUUGUUUGGUUAACAAUGAACACAUAUUUGAUUUCUCAAGGUGUGAUGAAAUGUCUAUGUAUUUCAACAAUGAAGACGCAUCACAAGGAAGUGCCCAGGGAUCUCCUCAUUCAGACUGCGAUUGCGCAAACUCCCAUUCAAGUGCCUUGGAGAACGAACUGAAUAAUUUGCAAUUAAAUGCAUCGCAAUAUAUGGCAAAUGACUUUGAGUCGUUUUACAAUCAGUUGAGAGCAGAAGAAUUGUCGAAGUUGUCCAAAGAUGAACUCGUAGACGAAUUAUUGUCUAUUGAAGAGAAAGUUUCUGAUUUCGAGGAGAAGAUGCAGAAAAUGCAAAGAAACACCGAUACAUUGUCCCCGCCAAAACAUGGACUUAAAACACCAGGAUUGGGGAACACAAAAUUACCACAGGAUGUGAAUGGGAAAGCACAGUCUAUAAACCAUAUGUCAAGUUUACUAAAAGAACUAGAAUUGCUAAAGCAGGAAAAUAGCAAACUAAAGCAGAAACAAGAUUCAUUAUUAUCUUCAUAAUUAACUCAUUUCAAUGUGUAAUCAAUCAUGUAAUUUAAGAUUUUGUUCUGCAUUUUCCCUGUUUUGUGAUAUGAUCAUGGAAGUAUCUCCACAACUUGAUAUGAUUGAGUCCACUUUCAUAAAAUACUUGAUGUAUUUUGUUUUGAGAACUCGGAAGUUUUCAUUUAGCCAAAAUGUUUUAAAGGAGUAUGAAGAAAGAAGAACUAUUGAGGAACUUUUCUUAAUUUUAGAGAUAAGCUACAACUGUAGAUAUUUUGAAUGUCAGUCAAGCUACAAGGUGUUGCUUGAUAUGUGAAUGAAUGUGAAUGCUUGUCUUUGAGUCAAGCCUUUGUUUUAAGCAUAUAAAAUGUUGGAAUGAAAUCAUUAUCUUUGUCGUCGUGUGUUGAACUACUUAUUACUGUUGAGUUUUUCCUUUUCAGCACUUGAGACACCUGGUGACCCAGCAGCUGUUCACUGUCCAGCUACGGACAAGGGUUCGAGUGACCAGCUUGGUCAUUCACUCCGUGGACAGGAGGUAACACUGGUCUUGAGUGUCAUUUUAGCAGCUGUAACUUAAGUUGAAACAGUAACUGGGACUGAAAUGAAAAGUUUUUUCUUAUAGCCUUAGCAGUGAUUUCUCAAGAAAAAUGACCAUGUCAUUGGGUGUUUUAUCAGUUUUUGACAAGAUUUUCUGAAUUGUGUAUAUCACUUACAAAUUUAGAAGGAAUCUUCAGGACGUUUGUGGCAACGUUCUUGAAUCUAAACAUAUCUGAAACCUUCGCCAAAUAGAACAUCGGUCAUGAAAUUUUGAUGCUGGUAUGGAUUUGUGGUAUCUCAAGCCAUUGUAAUUUAUAACCAUCAAAAGUAUCUUAGGAACUGAAUAUUAUUAAUUUUGAUAUGAACCAUAUUCCACGAUUGUUCAGCACCAUGUUGUAGACAAUCCCGAAGCCGUCAUUGAUUGUUGAAGCAAUGGCUAUUCAAAUAGCUCCAUCGUUUCUUGCCCUUUGAUACACAUGUAUGUUAAUACACUGUUACUAUUACCUAGUAUGUAUGGUUCUCAUAGGUGGUCAUCAAAUUUGUUAUUUGAAAAAUAACUUUUCAUUUCAAUCCUUUCAAAAUGCAGGCAUUGACUUCAAGUAUCAGAGGUUUUGACUUACCAAUGAUAUAAGUUGUGUUUUUGCAUAUAUCCCUGGUACUGGGUUUAAUCUAUCAAUAUUUGUUGCAGCGGUUUCCAACUACAGUGAACUGAACUGUGCUGGCUGACGGUGCCAAGAAAUGAGUAUUAUGGUAUUAUCAGUUGCCUAGCAACUUACCUUUUGUGUUGAAGAAAAGUUUUGAAGGAUUAUGUAUGACAAGAAUAAUCUUUAUUUCUCCGAUACAUGAGCAUGAUGAGCAAAUUUGAUUAAAUAUAUAUUUCAUUUUGCCAUUAUGUUAGGAAUGUACAAUAAUGUGUUGAUGGCUGAUAUUUACAUCUUGCAAGGUAAGAUAGAGGAAUGAAGACAAGACUCCUGGCGUUUGAGGGACUCCUCCAGGAUGCUGAUGUACUCCUGGAACUUGUCUCUAGCAGACUGGCCAGCGCUCACUGAAAAAUGGUAUAAACUGAGUUAAUACAUGCUACUUCUGCAGUCUCUAUUGUUUUCUCCGAGCUACAGAUACUCAAAACCCAAUUACUUUCAAUUACCUUGUGGACAGAAACUCAUGCAUUAAAUGAAAAACAGCACACAUAAAUACCCAAAUGAAGUUUUUUCAGCAUGCAUAUAACGAACACAAUUACGAGCUAACUUGCUUUCUGAGUGAAGCCUAUAUUGAGCACCAUAAUAUUCAUCUAAAUCAUUUUUAUAUAUAUUUUUUUAAAUCUCAAAAUACUUAUUCAUUUUGGAAAAAAAACUAGUGAUGAAUAGAUGAGUGAAAAAAUAUUGAUUACACAAUGAAAAAUGUAAUAAUCCAAUUAUAAUAGAAACCUUCCAGUAAAAAAUCAAUUGCUCAAAAUGUUAUCUGGGGUUAUCCAUGUUAAUGCUCUUUAUUAGCAGCUGGGGCCUGUUCCACAAUAGAAAUUUACUGCCAAGACAACAAGACGGAUACAUUAUGCCCUAGUAGUUGUGGCGUACAGUUCAACCACAUAUUGGCUAAUUCUCCCAACCCCCACCAAACAAAAGUAACAAAAAUUAUUAAGGGUCAUAUAUUUAUAUAUAAUCAUAUCCAAAUGACCCUGAAUCAAAAUCAAAAUAUAUUUUUGAAAUCGAUGAGAGAAUUCAAGCUGAUCCAGUGACACAAAAUGGAGCUUUGCGAAGUCCAUAUUGUCGAAAUAAAAGAAAUUUACAUUUUGAAGAGAAUAACAAAACAUAAGAAGUGAUAUUAACUCCAUAAAUGACAACCUGUCACCAUUUUGCCUUGUCAAUAUGGAACUAACAAAGAAAAGGGAAGUGAACAGUUUGUGCAAGGGCUAGACAAUUACGAUAAAGGGAGACAAUUUGCGUGGAGGUAACUCUUGUAUGACAAUAGUUCCAUCCACUGCACUGCAUUGAAAUAUGUUAACUGCAAUGAAAAAUAUCGCUUCAGGAAAACUCAGUCUUUCACAAUGAAGUAUAUAAUACAUUGGAAAACAAGUAUGGCCACAAGAGGCCAAUGGAAGAUCGACUGGUCACUCAUGCACAUUCCCUUAAUCAGAUUUGGUGUGUUGUCAAGUGUUUCUGAAUGCACAAGACAAAACUUUCUUUUUUUCUUUUUUCUUUUAGUUGAUUUGAAGGCUAUAUUUUAGGUGUGCUUACUUAGACUCUUGGUUUCAGUGACCAAUCAAAAGUAGUCCCCCACCCCUGGGUUAGAAAGUCUAACACUCAUAUUUAUAAUAAAGGUAGAUUUCCAACAAGGUAAGUAUGUUUUCUAGAAGUCAAAGAGACCCAUUUCUGCCCUGAACAUAGCUUGGAAUAAACAGUAAUGGUACCUAA